Chenopodium quinoa (quinoa) is the source of this 2234-nucleotide messenger RNA. RefSeq names its product protein OSB3, chloroplastic/mitochondrial-like. Gene Ontology annotation, biological process: positive regulation of helicase activity; mitochondrial DNA replication. Bases 104 to 2044 code for a protein of 646 amino acids. Gene Ontology annotation, cellular component: mitochondrial nucleoid. The record is from RefSeq and is a predicted model, not a curated record. Lineage: Eukaryota; Viridiplantae; Streptophyta; Magnoliopsida; Caryophyllales; Amaranthaceae. The transcript is spliced from 10 exons. Gene Ontology annotation, molecular function: single-stranded DNA binding.
AUAAAAUGGUUCGCUUACACGAGUAAGGGUUUUUGCCUCAUUGGCGCCUCACACACUCGUACACUCAGCAUACACCACAACUAAACCCAGAGCCUCUUUGGCGAUGAUCUCCCGAGCUUUUCUCCGACUACAUUCUCCGGCAACUAUCUCCCUCAUACGCACCCUUAAUGGCGCCACCCAUCUUUCUUCCUCCGCUGCUGGGCUAGCAGCAGCGCAAGCGCACAGCUACUCAGCCGCCGCAUCAGUGGACUGUGCCGACGCUGACGCUCGCAAUGCCGCUCGUCUUUCGACCGUAACUUGGUCACCUCAACUUCACAACUCAGUCAGCUUUAUUGGGACUGUCGAUUUCCCUGUUAAGAAAUUUGCUUCCCAGGAUGACCGUUUUGGUGUUUACACUUCUCUUCGUGUCAAAACUUCUCCUAAUUCUGAUUCUUCUUUUUGGAUAACACUUGUGAUGUGGGAUGAGUUGGCUGAGAGAGCUUUGCUGCAUUUGAAACAAAAUGAUUACAUAUACAUAUCUGGUGAACUGGGAUCAUAUACAAAAGCAAUUUCAGAAGGGAAAGAGAGUUUAAGAUAUAAGGUGACAGCAAAAGAAUUAAAUUAUGUAAAGCUGGAUGAACUUGGAAAAUUGUCUCAAAGAGCUGCGGAUCCAGAAAAAGAAACUGGAUUAGGCGAAUCUAGCUUGCAAAAGAAAAAUAAUCGGCUUCACUUGUGGCAAUUAUUGUUUGCCAAUCCAAAUGAGUGGUAUGACAAUCGGAAAAGUAAGAAGAAUCCAAAGCAACCAGAUUUCAAGCAUAAGAGUACUGGUGAAGUACUCUGGUUCAGUGAACGUGAUCCGCCAUGGGUUAAAAAACAAGUAGAUAUACUCAACUCUAGACUUUCAGGAGGCCCAAAUUAUGGCGUGAGUUCCAAAUAUUCCCCAUCCAGAUCUUUGUCGGACGAGCUGUUUAUGGUGCCAAACCCUACUAUGACUGAAGAAGAAUUAGAUGAUGCUGAGCCAGUUGAAUCUGGGAAAAACUUUCAAAAAGGUGUAAAUUCAGAUAAAGAAACUGGUGAUUUUAUAGGUGAAGGUAAAUCUAGCUCGCAAAAGAAAAAUGACCGGCUUCACUUGUGGAAAAAAUUCUUUGCCAAUCCAGAUGAGUGGUAUGAUAAUCGGAAAAGUAAGAUGAAUCCAAAGCAACCAGAUUUCAAGCAUAAGAGUUCUGGUGAAGCGCUCUGGUUCAGUGAACGUGAUCCUCUAUGGGUUAAAGAACAAGUUGAAAUACUUGGCUCUAGACAUGUAGGAGGAGCAAAUAGUGAAGCGAUAUCCAAAUCUUCCUCAGCCAAAUUGGUGUCUGGUGAGCCAUUGGAGGAGCUAAACCUUAAUGUGACAGCGAAGGAAUUUACUUUAGAUGAACCUGGUAAAAACUUCCAGAGAGUUGAAAUUUCAGGAUCAGAAACUCGUGAGGGUAAAUCUAGCUUGCAAAAGAAAAGUGACAGGCUUCACUUGUGGAAAAAACUCUUUGCCAAUCCAGAUGAAUGGUAUGACAAUCGAAAAAGUAAGAAGAAUCCAAAGCAACCAGAUUUCAAGCAUAAGAGUUCUGGUGAAGCACUCUGGUUCAGUGAACGUGAUCCUCUAUGGGUUAAAGAACAAGUUGAAUUACUUGGCUCUGGACUUUUAGGAGCAGCAAAUAAUGAAGCGACAUCCAAAUCUUGCCCAACUAAAUGGGUGUCUGGUGAGCUGUUGGAGGAGCUAAACCCUAAUGUGACGGCUGAGGAAUUGACUUUAGAUGAACCUGGGGAAACUUUCCAGAGUGUUGAAAAUUCAGGAUCAGAAACUCGUGAAAGUAAAUCUAGCGCGCAAAAGAAACUGCGUAAGAAAUUCUUUGCUUAUCCUGAUGAAUGGUAUGACAAUCGGAAAAGUAAGAAGAAUCCAAAGCAACCAGAUUUCAAGCACAAGACUUCUGGUGAAGCGUUAUGGCUCAGUGGUUGUGAUUCUCCCUGGGUUAAAAAACAAAUUAAAAUACUUGAUUCUGGAAUAUCAAGAGAACCAAUUAACGGUUAGGAAGCUUUUUGUAGGUAUAAACAAUGACGGCUAAUUAUUAUAGGAUGUAUUGUGUCAAAAAAAAAAAAAAAAUUAAAUAAAUUAUAGGAUGUAAUGGAUUUCUAUCAACUUGGACGCAGGAACAUUAGAUCAUAAUUAAAAUUAAGCUGUAUAUCUCUUUUUUAUUUUUAUUUUAAAUUUUUAAUUCUUA